UCUGCGGCAACAUGGGGCUGAGCCCGCGCUGGCGGCGGCUGCGGCUGCCGCGCUUCCAGGCCUGCGGGCUGCGCACGGCAGCCGUGCCCGCCGGCCCGCACUGGCUGGCGGAGCGCUCGGGCCUCUUCGAGGCGCUCUGGGCCGCGCAGGGCGAGCGGCUCGCGGGCCUCGCGCGGACGGAGCCGCGCAGGCUGCGGGUGGCCCUGCCCGACGGCCAGCAGGUGCCCGCCGAGGCCUGGCGCACGACCCCCUUGCACGUGGCGCGGCGGAUCAGCGCCGAGCUCGCGGACUCGGCGGUGGCCGCAGAAGUGGACGGUCAGCCCUACGACCUGCAGCGGCCCCUGGAGAAGGACUGUCAGCUCCGCUUCCUGACCUUCGAUUCCGCGGAGGGGAAAGCGGUGUUCUGGCGCUCCAGUGCCCAUGUCCUGGGGGCAGCGGCAGAGCGACUGCUGGGGGCCACCCUGUGCCACGGCCCGAGCACAGACUGCGGCUUUUAUCAUGACUUUUUCCUGGCGGCGGAGCGGACAGUCCGGGGCUCGGAGCUUCCGGAUUUGGAGCGGAUCUGCCAGGAGCUGGUGGCCGCAGCCCUUCCCUUCCGGAGACUUGAAGCCACCCGGGCUCAACUCCACCAGCUCUUCAAGGAUAACCCUUUCAAGCUCCAGCUGAUCGAGGAGAAGGUGACGGGCCCAACGGCGACAGUUUACGGGUGCGGGAUGCUGGUUGAUCUUUGUCGGGGCCCCAACCUUCGGCACACUGCGCAGAUCGGAGGUCUGAGGCUGCUUGCGAACUCCGCAUCCCAGUGGCGGUCCUCGGAUGCCGCCACUCCCCUGCAGAGAGUGUCCGGGAUCUCCUUCCCCACUGCCGAGGCGCUGAGGGCCUGGGAGGAAGAGCGGGAGAAGGCCCAGCUCCGGGACCACCGGCGCAUAGGGAAGGAACAGGAGCUCUUCUUCUUCCACGAACUCAGCCCCGGCAGCUGCUUCUUCCUACCUCGAGGGACCAGAGUGUACAAUGCGCUGGUGGCCUUCAUCCGGGCUGAGUAUGCCCGCCGUGGCUUCUCGGAGGUGAAGACCCCCAUGCUCUUCUCCACGAAGCUCUGGGAAGUGUCGGGGCACUGGGCACAUUACCAGCAGGACAUGUUCGCCCUGCAGCCCCCCAGCACGCAGGGCGCCCCCCCAGACACUCUGGCCCUCAAGCCCAUGAACUGCCCGGCACACUGCCUGAUGUUCGCCCACCGGCCCAGAUCCUGGCGGGACCUGCCCCUGCGGCUGGCGGACUUCGGGGUCCUGCACCGGGCAGAGGCGUCGGGGGGCCUGGGGGGCCUGACGCGGCUUCGCUGCUUCCAGCAGGACGAUGCCCACAUCUUCUGUGCUCCCGAGCAGCUGGAAGCAGAGAUCCGAGGGUGUCUGGAUUUCCUCCGUUCCGUCUACAUGGUCCUGGGCUUCUCCUUCCGUCUGGCACUCUCCACCCGGCCGGCCAAUUUCCUAGGGGACCCCGGCUUGUGGGAGCAGGCAGAGCAGGUCCUUCAGCAGGCCCUGGAGGAGUUCGGGGAGCCCUGGACCCUCAACCCCGGGGACGGGGCCUUCUAUGGGCCCAAGAUCGAUGUCCACCUCCACGACGCCCUGGGCCGGCCUCACCAGUGCGGGACGAUCCAGCUGGACUUCCAGCUGCCCCUGAGAUUUGACCUGCAGUAUACGGGGCAAACGGGGGCGCCGGAGCGUCCAGUCCUCAUCCACCGCGCAGUGCUGGGCUCUGUGGAGAGGAUGCUGGCCGUGCUGGCCGAGAGCUGCGCGGGCAGAUGGCCUCUGUGGCUGUCCCCCCUGCAGGUCGUGGUCAUUCCUGUGGGACCCGAGCAGGAGGAAUAUGGCAGAGAGGUCCAGCAGAGCCUGAAAGCAGCGGGGCUGGUCGCUGACCUGGAUGCUGACCCGGGCCUGACCCUCGGCCGACGGGUGCGCCGGGCCCAGCUGGCCCAGUACAAUUUUCAGUUUGUGGUCGGCGCGAAGGAGCAGGCCCACGGGACAGUGAACAUCCGCACCCGGGACAACCGCCGGCUGGGGGAGCGCGAGCUGGCCGCGGCACAGCAGCGGCUGCUGGAGCUGCAGGCCUCCAGGGUCCCCGACGCCGAGGACGUCUUCUGAGCCUGCAGGCAGGACGGGAAGGCUGCAGAGGCGCCCGCCCAGCUGCCCCUGCGCCCAGCCCUGCCUGGGGGAGAGAGUGCAAUCAGCUGUUUGGGAAGGAAGUGGAA
This is a messenger RNA of Sorex fumeus (smoky shrew), 2242 nucleotides long. RefSeq names its product threonyl-tRNA synthetase 2, mitochondrial (gene TARS2). Gene Ontology annotation, cellular component: cytoplasm; mitochondrion. Bases 12 to 2135 code for a protein of 707 amino acids. NCBI's taxonomy places the organism in Eukaryota, Metazoa, Chordata, Mammalia, Eulipotyphla, Soricidae. Gene Ontology annotation, molecular function: ATP binding; threonine-tRNA ligase activity. Gene Ontology annotation, biological process: threonyl-tRNA aminoacylation. The record is from RefSeq and is a predicted model, not a curated record. The transcript has 18 exons.